UCCGUAGUUGCCCAGAUGACCACUGCGUUUAUUUGUUGUCAUAGCAACGUAAGAACUCGAAAACGCUUCUACUGUCGGAAGGGGGAGUUUCUUUAUUCCAGCGUACACAGAGGGAUGUCUGCUGAAGCACGAGAGCACGAGGCUCUUCCGGCGAAGCCCCCCCGCGCUGGGAAAGAUGUCAAAUGCCUCAUGUCACAGGAUUCAGACUUUCAUCACAGACGAAAAGAUGUCAGGAAACUCAGACGUGCGUUUGGCCAAAGAAGGUGCUUCCUGGGUUUGGAAACUAGGACCGAGUUGGUGUGGGAGGAUUGGGAGCCAGGCGGAGAGUUCACAAAGUCACUGGUGUUGAGGAAUGUUUGCAACAAGCUGCACAAACUAAACAUAAGACCUCCAGAAACCGGGUUUUUCCAAAGCUUUGUUCCUCACACGGUUCUUCUAAGUCCUGGGAUUUCUUACUCCAUUCCGGUCACCUUUAAACCUCUUCAGAGAUGCGAGUACGAGGACAGCAUUGAGUUUCAAAGCACAGAGGGGAAAUUUCCAGUGAACCUGCGGGCCAUCACCCCCUCUCACUCCUUGAAGGCACCUGAGUCGGUGCUGCUGCCCCUCUGUGCCGUCCAGCACUCGUCACAAGCUCAGUUUCUCCUGAAAAACCUCAGUAAACUGCAGACGUCCUUCCUGUGGGAUUGUGCGGCACCGUUCCGCAUCAGUCCGGCGCGAGGCCUCCUGAAACCGGAGCAGGCGUGCAGCAUCACAGUGGUGUUUGAGCCCCAGGAGGCGCUGGUGUUCCAGCAGCAGGCCCACUGCAAGUUUGGAGAAGAGGAGGCCUGGACCGACAGCUGCUCCGUGCUUCUGCAAGGAGGAGCUAAAUUUCCACAUCUUCAGCUCAAAAGUCCUACAAGCACAGAGGAAACAGACCACAGAGGUGCAGUGCUGCAGUUUGGGCCGGUGGCGGUUGGUCACAGUUUGUGUAAAUCUCUUGAGAUCUUUAACCCGUCUCUUGUACAGGUGUCCUUUUCUCUGUCGCGACUGCCCGGCGUGGCGCCUGUGUUGGGGUCAGAGUUCAGCUGUGACGUCACUGAAGGGGUGCUGGCGCCCGGAGCCUCUCUGCAGGCUUCAGUCACAUAUUCUCCAGCAGAGGUGGACGCCGUCUCUGUGGAGUACCUGUCUCUGACGUACAGAGGAGCACUCAGCAAUGCUCAGAUUAAACUCACUGGGAGGUGCACAGGACCUGACGUGUCCCUGUCCUCCUCUGUGGUGGACUUCGGGAGUGUUGGGGAGCAGCAGAGUGCAGCUCAGACUCUGCAGCUGCUUAACUCCUCUUCUGUUGCGGCUGUCUACCAAUGGGAACUAAACAAUGCGAACAGUGUGUUCAGCAUUCAUCCAGCAGGGGGCACUGUUCCCCCUCAGAGCCGCAUCAAAGUCACAGCAGUUUAUAGACCUAGGAGUGUUUUGGCGCACUGCAGGAGAGUGGUGUGCCUCAUACUGCACAGGGAGCCCCUGUUUCUGGACUUGGUCGGAAGCUGCCAUUCGGAGCUCCAGAAACCUGCCACACUGGAACCCGGAUAUCUGAAGCUGCUCCACGGGGGCCAUCCAGGAGACACUCAGCCUCAUCCUAGCGCAAAGGUGGAGCAGCUUGAGGGACACGCCCCCAUGUUGGAGGAGCCAAAUAAAACAGCAAACGCUGCUGUUGUCAGACCAACCCCACCAAUGGAGGAGCUUUUCCGAGUUUACACGGGAAGCAGUGAGCUUUUCUCUGCAACGUCUCCUCCACAUGUGUCUGUGACGCCGCUCGAGCUCCUGUUUCAUCACAGAUUAGCUUCAUCGUUUUCCACCGAUGACUCCUCCUCUCAGUACGUUUCCAUCAAAAACCACAGCAGCUGCAAACUCAGCCUGGUUUGGACUCUUGUCAAAGAUUCUCCGUUUACGCUCUCACCCUCAUCAUGUGACCUGGCUCCAUUAAAGUCCACUUCAUUCCUGGUGACCUACGCCCCCAAACAGCUCAACACUCUGCAUGGAGGGCAGCUUGAGUGCUUUGCAUUCAGGAAGGUCAGUCCCGGUGUGGGACCGCCGGGACCACCGUGGUGCGGGACCGUCCGGGUCAUCGGCCACUCCUUCCAGCCGGGCAAAGAACACUUCCAACCAAACUGCUCUGUGACGCCCACUAAUGUGAGGUUUCCAGCACUCGCUGUUGUUUCCUAUCGAACCGUGCUGCUGCAGAACAAUGGAGGCCAGCCGCUCACAUUUUGCCUGGACCGCAGACCAGACUCCCCCUUUGCGGAGUCCGUGCACGUUCUGCCGAGCUGUGGUCUGAUCCAGCCAGGGCAUCAUCAGAUCCUCACCCUCAGAGCGGUUCCCACUGAGGACAGUCCCAAACAGGGGUUCACCGUGUCACUGCGACUCAAUGCAGCUGACUUCACACAGAAACUGUCGGUGCUCAGUGUGCUGGAAAAGCCACGUGUGUCUCUGGACUGCGGCCACACUUUAUAUUUCCAUCCCACAGCCGUGGGCUCGGAAACGCAGCGCCGCCAUCACGUCAGAAACUUAAGCCGCCUCCCUUUACGGUUUCAGUGGAACGUUCCAGAGUCGCACCUGAAUCUUUUCUGUGUCAAACCAGACGCUGGUGUUCUGCAUCCCAAUGAGAGCUCAAUGCAGGUGUGGUCCUUCCAUCCUGUCUCAGAGAAAACCCACCAAGUCAAACCUACUCUCACCUUCUGGCCAGUUCAGAGUGAUGGAUCUGAAAUAUCACAGCUUACCCUGGAGGUGGUUGGGAUGGGGUCCUAUGGAUCCAUAAAGGCAGAGAACCCCGUUCUGGAUGUAGGGGAGGUUCUUGUCGGAACCAGUCGAUUGAUCGAGGUUCCUCUUGUGAACGACAGCCCCUGUCCCGUCUCCUUCCGCCUCACUGUGCAGCAGAAACUGACGGGAAUCUGCUCCGCCUCGGAUUCUGAAGCCGAGAGGAGAGCUCUGCAGCUGCACAGUGAUGGAGGAACCAUCCAUUCACGCUGCAAAACAACACUCAGGUCCACUCUGAGAGCAGGCAGAAGAGCCCGGUACUUGUGGACCAUCAGCUACCAGGUUCUAGAUGCUAAAGGGUUUGCUCCACACCCCCCUCAGAUGCUGUGCGAGGUGCGAGCUGAGGGGGUGAUUCCCGUGUUACAGGUGGUCGACGCGUGCAGCUCUGGAGCUGCAGCCACAAUCAGCAAGCGGCACAUGUGGAAACUCUUCUCAUUGGACCGUUUCAAUGAGCAUGUGCGGUCUGCAGGUCUUUCUUUUCAAAUGGCUCCCAAACAGUGCUCCCUCCACGCCAAAGUCCUGCUGGAUUUCAACUUCAGUUCUUCUUCUCUGAACUCAGACCCUUCGGAAUUUAUGUUGAUGUUUCAGAACCCCGGUUCCGUGCCCGUGGACUGGGCGUUCUUGUUACCGGAGAACCAUCAGAUUGAGCUGGACUGCUGGACAGACGGAGCAGAAUUCAGCAACGUGGAGCUGCAUGAAGAGUCGGAGGAAAAUCCGUUCAGCAUUUCUCCAUGUUCUGGAACUUUGCUCCCUGGCCAGCAGAGGGCAGUAUGCUUCAGCUACAGACACGACCUCAGUGGAUCACACUGGCUGCCCGUCGUCUUCAGACUCUCCCAUGGCAGAGAGAUGUGGCUGAACUUUCGAGGGGUGACAGCAAGUUUAGAUCAACCAUGUCUGCACUUUGCAUCUAGUCAACAUGUCUUCACCUCAGUGGCUAUCGGAGACUGCAGUCCUCCAAUACAGAUGUAUGAAAUACACAACAGUGGGGCGGUGAGCGGCCGUUAUGAGGUGGAUUCAGCUGCGCUGCUGCAGCUUCAGGAGGACAACUUCAACCACCCCGUGCUGCGCUGCCUCAACCCCCGUGGAAAAGUUCGGCCUGGGGGGUCGGCUGUGCUCGAAUGGAUCUUCUCUCCACUGGAGGCUAAAGUGUACCACAUGGACGUUCCCGUCCACAUCCAGGACAGCAGCUCCACACUGCUGAGGUUUGAAGGUCGAGGCCUUCAGGCUCUGAAACUGAACCCCUCUGACUCAUGGGACUGUGAGGCGACGGUCCGUUCUGUCCAGAGGAGGCCAUUUCCUGGACAGGUUUUGUUCCUGUCAGAGGACAGUGUCUCUCUGGGUGACAUCCCUGUCUUGGUUCCAUCUUCAAGAAUCCUUUUCCUGACUAACACGUCCCACACGGACUCUGCCGUCUACACCUGGCUGUUUCCUCAGCAGAGCCUGCAGAUCAGUCCAGAAAGGGGCCGGGUUCGUCCAGGAGGAUGUGACCUGUGCGUCCUCACCUUCACUCCCUCCGACUACCCCACCGUUUAUCAGCUGGACCUCGUCUGUCAGGUCACUCCAGAGGCCGAGCUCACUGGAUAUCACAAAGCUCUGGACCUCUGGGAGGAAGAGAAGAAACGACAGCUGGAAGAGUUUAUGAUCACAGACCCAAACGUCUUUGAGAGGCUAAUCCUCCUGAUAGAAAAGGAGCCUAGAGGACUUCCAAGAGGGAUCAGAAAAGGCAAAACACUUCCUCCUAUUUGUCCCACUGAAAGCAGCAAGACCGCCGACUCUUUAUGCACCAAACAAAGCAGAGCUGAGCGAAGAAAAAAAGUUCGAAUAUGGAGGCGCCCUGAACCCCCUCGACCUGCUCUGCUGCACCUAAACGUGGCAGCGCAGUCCCACGCUCCUCAGGUGUACCGCACACACCUUCCUGAGCAGUUCAGGAAACACUGCAGAUACCUUCACCUGAUGGACACUGAGCGUACUGCGAGCACACCUCCCCCUGCUGGGCAGCCAGCAUCACUGCAUGGUCCUGGCACAGACGUCAUGAUGGACAUCUUGAGCUCUCUGCUGAGGGACAUUCUUGAGGAUUCCGUCUUUCUUCAGUCUUUAAGGACUUUGGCCUCCAAGCCGCUGGUUUACCACCCAGCAGAAACGUCCUCCUGUUCCCCCACACCAACCCCCCUUCUUCCUGCGUCUGCAUGCGGGGGGGGCACUGCAAGACCGGCACAGACUUCCCCCUCCGAGCGCGUGCCGGUUCACGCAGCUGAAGCCAUAUUAAGGAACACCCUCCAGAACCUGAUGAUGGCCGCCGUCAAAGGAGAGCUGGUCAUCACAGCCCCCCCCAGGGGCGUUUUCCUGCCACCCCCCUCGAUGAGAAACCGACUCAGGACCAGAGACAGAAGACAGGUGGAUGAGUGAAGACUUCAUGCUGCAGCUCUGCCUCCAUCCCUUCUCCUGCUGUCUCUCCAUCAGCAGUUUCCAGUGAUUCACAGAUCUGUGUGUGUUCAAUAAAAGCAUAUUUCAUAUCAUCUGCAUCUUAAGUGUAACUUCAUCUGAAUCUCAUUAACGUUUAAACUGAAAUAUAAUCUGAACACAUAAAUUCUCACAUUUGGAG
This is a messenger RNA of Oryzias latipes (Japanese medaka), 5392 nucleotides long. It is a transcript of the gene cfap65, whose product is annotated as cilia and flagella associated protein 65. Lineage: Eukaryota; Metazoa; Chordata; Actinopteri; Beloniformes; Adrianichthyidae. Gene Ontology annotation, cellular component: cytoplasm; sperm flagellum. The record is from RefSeq and is a predicted model, not a curated record. Gene Ontology annotation, biological process: sperm axoneme assembly.